Molecule: messenger RNA, 1058 nt
Organism: Periophthalmus magnuspinnatus
Lineage: Eukaryota; Metazoa; Chordata; Actinopteri; Gobiiformes; Gobiidae
Gene: tmem50a
Product: transmembrane protein 50A
Exons: 7
Coding region: 159-641 (160 amino acids)
Biological process (GO): protein targeting to vacuole; late endosome to vacuole transport via multivesicular body sorting pathway
Source: RefSeq, a predicted model, not a curated record
AGGAGACAAGUGAACACAAAUCGGAUGCGCCCGGUAUCAACAGGUUUGUAGGCUUGGUGUGGCUGCACUGCGCAUGUGCGUCACUGAGCUCUUUUCGGAAGGAAAAUCGGUAUUUACCAGGAGGUCCAGAUAAAAGAAAAAACAACCAUAAAGGAAACAUGUCCGGAUUCUUGGAUGGGAUCCGCUGCGGGGACUGUGAAUGCAAUGUGGACUGGGGUGAAAGACGAAACACCAUCGCAUCAGUAGCUGCUGGCGUCUUGUUUUUCACAGGUUGGUGGAUCAUAAUUGAUGCAGCUGUAAAGUACCCAGAUGAGGGGGAAUUUCACCAUGCUUAUCACACAUGUGGAGUCAUAGCUACAGUGGCCUUUCUAAUGAUCAAUGCUGUUUCGAAUGGUCAAGUGAGGGGUGACAGCUAUAGUGAUGGUUGCAUAGGACAGACAGGUGCUCGUGUGUGGCUCUUCAUUGGUUUCAUGUUGGCUUUUGGUUCACUCAUUGCAUCCAUGUGGAUUCUGUUUGGAGGAUUUGUAGUGCCUCAAAAGCCCGUUGUCUAUCCUGGCAUUGCCAUUUUCUUUCAAAACGCUUUCAUUUUCUUUGGGGGUUUGGUUUUCAAAUUUGGACGCACAGAAGACCUGUGGCAGUAACAUACAAAAGGUUUUAAUGUUAAUGCCGACUUAUGUGAGACAUCAUGCCUUAGAUCUAAUUCACAUUUAUUCAGCAUUACUCUCUCACUGUGUAUUAUUUAUAUUUUCUUGUUGUGUUAUUAGACUGACAUGCCCUGCAGUUAUAUUUGCAUAUAAUAUUCAUGCUAUGAAAUACUCUCAUCGUGUGUCUAUGGGGAAAUAUUUUAUUGCAGUGCAAAAUUCAAUUAAAAUAAUUAUUUUCUAACAUGUAUGCUAAAGUGAAUUUAUCUCCUAAAAUAACACUAUUCUAAAGCUUAUAUGGGAAACAGGCAUCACAACAAUGUAAAGAAUUUAAAUGUAUGGAAUUGUUUGUCUACUUUUGAGUACAAUAUCCAUCUAUCCAUUUGUUUGUUUUUCACAACAAUAAAUGACAUUACA